AUGACUUCCACUCAAAGCUACUCGCCAGAAGAGACGCGCGACGUCGACAAGCUGACCUCGUCUCUUGCUGGUCUUCCUUCUCCUACCAUUGCCGUGCAAUCGCACGAUGAUGCCACUCAUGAUACCCGAUCCAUUGACGUUCACAUUGCCUCUCAACCGAAAUCGCGCGUGCGGUAUAAGAGCCCAAUCCGCCAACAUCGUCGGACCCCCUCCCAGCAUCGGGAGAUCAAGGAGACGCUUGAUGCGCGGACUCAAUACGCCAGCGAUGAGACGGAUGGUCGAGUGCAUCACCGCAUCAACCAAUAUGUAAUUCAGAGAGAGAUUGGUCGCGGCUCUUAUGGUGCCGUGCACCUAGCCACUGACCAUAACGGUAGAGAUUUCGCCGUCAAGGAAUUCUCCAAGGCUCGCUUACGCCGCCGCGAAAGAUCGAACAUUCUCCGCCAGGGCCCUCGCACUCCAAUGCGCAUCAACGACCGAAGGAGUCUGAAUGCGCCUUUGUCCCCUCACUUUUCCGAUUUCGUCGCCGCCGCUCAUGAAUCCCGGAACGACGCCCUGUAUCUGAUACGAAAGGAGAUUGCCAUUAUGAAGAAGUUGAACCAUCCUAACUUGGUCCAGCUCAUUGAGGUUCUCGAUGAUCCCGAGGAAGACUCGUUGUAUAUGGUCCUCGAGAUGUGUAAGAAGGGUGUAGUGAUGAAAGUUGGCCUCGGGGAGAAGACGACUCCUUACCCGGAGAAUACGUGCAGGACAUGGUUCAGAGAUUUGAUAUUAGGUAUCGAAUAUUUACACCGCCAAGGAGUUAUCCAUCGAGACAUCAAACCGGACAACCUCCUACUCUCUGACGACGACGACGCUCUAAAGAUUGUCGACUUCGGCGUAUCGGAAAUGUUUGAAAAAUCGGAUGAGAUGCGUACCGCUAAGCACGCUGGCUCACCCGCCUUCUUACCUCCAGAGCUCUGUGUUGCGAGGCAUGGCGAUGUUUCGGGUCGGGCCGCAGACAUAUGGUCCAUGGGCGUGACUCUCUAUUGCCUACGCUAUGGAAAACUCCCAUUCGAGAAGAUUAACGUGCUGGAUAUGUACGAGUCCAUAAGGAAUGACGAGCCCGAGUUCCCCCCAGACGAGGAUCCCGACUUUUUGGACUUGAUGCAUAGGCUAUUGGAGAAGGAUCCGGAGAAGAGGAUUCAGAUACCUGAGCUUCGGGUGCACCCGUGGGUGACCAACUACGGCAAUGCCAUGCUGCUCUCUGUCGAAGAGAACUGUGCCGAUCCGGUCGAACCGCCCAAUGAAAUCGAAUUGAACCGCGCGCUGACGAGGAAGAUGAACCAUUUGCUCUGCGUUAUGAAAGUCAGAUACAAGCUCAAGCUCCUCGUGGCACGCAGACGAGCCGCCAACAAGACUUCCGCCUCACCUUCAUCUUCACCCCCACCCCCACCCUCUAACACCGAUAUCCCCAACGCCGAGGAAAUUCAAGCCCUCAUCGCUCAGCGCAACUCCUUCCGCAAGGAGAGAACCCUGCCCCUUACCGUUAGCACGUCUCCGGAUGCCGAACCCCUCUACCUAGGUGUCGGCCUCGGCGUCAACGUCGGCGAGUCCUCCGACUCCUCCUCGACAGCCCCCUUCGGUACUGACGACGGCUCUUACUCCUCUUCAUCGUAUGCCGUCGUCUCGGACUCGCCUGUCAACGUAGAUUUCAACAUCUAUGAUCGCGCCUACGAGGAGGAACUGCAGCGCAUUCUCACCAACCCCCUCCGGAGAUCGAGCUCGGUGUACAUGAAUAAUCAUGUACGGGAGAAGGAGCAGAUUCGGGGCGUCGACAAGGUGCUCGAAGGGGAGACUCCCGAGGGCCAGGGGCCUAGGGGACGGUAUCCGAGACGGGGGAGGAGGAGUGGAGAUCCAGCGACGGAGGGCACGAGAUAG
Messenger RNA from Scedosporium apiospermum, 1914 nucleotides. RefSeq lists its product as uncharacterized. Gene Ontology annotation, cellular component: cytoplasm. The transcript has 7 exons. Gene Ontology annotation, biological process: intracellular signal transduction; protein phosphorylation. The record is from RefSeq and is a predicted model, not a curated record. Lineage: Eukaryota; Fungi; Ascomycota; Sordariomycetes; Microascales; Microascaceae. The coding region runs from base 1 to 1914 and encodes 637 amino acids. Gene Ontology annotation, molecular function: protein serine/threonine kinase activity; ATP binding.